AUAUAUCUAUAAUACUCCGUAUCUAUCUUAUCUGGUAAGUGCAGCAGUGGGAAGGACCCAAAAAUGUGGUGGAACCUUUGAAGAGAUGUGGGAGAUGCGGAGCUUGGUAUCUUAAUUAUGCUGCUGCUGUACCAUCCUGUGCACACAUGAUGGAAAACUGUACAAGCACUCACUCGUAACCAUGCGUGUGGGAAGUAUGAUAAUGGUCGUACUUCCGAUCCCCCACAUGGAUAACUACAGAUUUUUUUCUUGCUCCCAAGUGCAUGUCAUGCACGUCUCCGCUCCUCUUCUUCAACACGCUUUUCAGCUAGAAAUUGAAAAACUAUGUUCCCGAAAUUAUGAGAGUUCGCACAAUAGCUGUCGGUGAGCUAGGUUUCCCACCCUCAUAGAAUCGUGAAGAUACUGUGUGGGCUAGGAGGAGAAGGUAUGGUUGUUGUUGUUGUUGUUUUUUUCUCUCCCUCCCCCUCUACCAGAACUAUCUGUACCUACCAGUACCCAGGAGGCAAAAAAAAAAAAGGGUGCCAUGUCUGAAUUUACGAGAUAUCGGGAAGAGAAUGCCCAAAGCAGUAAAUUUACGAUGCCGUCCAACCCCAUCUUUGCCUCGUGCAUGACACCGGGUGUGGAACUCGGCGACGGGAAAUUCAAGCAGAGAACUCUAGAACUUCUACUUGUGGAAAAAGAUGUGAAUAUCAGCUCGGAAAAGCUGCUUUCCGAGAUAUCACAGGUUGGGAAGAAGAAAAGAAGAAGAAAAAGAAGGGGACACUAAUUUACAUAAACCUUUCUCCCAGUAGGAGAGGCAUCAUAGCCACCCCGGCCCUAUGAUAAUUUCCAUCAUGUUUGUUAUUCGAGUUCUUAUUAUACGCCGUCACAUUUCGUCUAGUUUAGGGUUUACAGUGAGCUGGAUCAAGGUGAGAAGACUAAAAAGUGAGAAUAGAGAUAUCGUAGCGAUGUUUACCUCAGAGGAUCGGGUUUUGAUAGGGUGAAGGGCUGCGAAUGGUGACGUCGAUCGUUGGCACCACAGAGUGACGGACACACAUGCACAAUUGAUUGGGCCAUCUGUUUUUGCAAACGCUUGAGACUCGCUCGAGUGCCCUUUUACCCCUCUCCAAACCUCUGACUCCUGAGGAUCAUGUCAAACCCGGUGACAACUCCCUUGUUUACCAACAACCCCUCGAGGGCCUUUCCGACAGGGUGGCAAAGGGAUGGUUCCUGGAAAUACACGUUCCCGGUGAACCCCUUCACUUGUUCUGAUCCUUCCAAUCCUUCCAGCCCUUUCAAUAGUUCUGCAACAGCAUCUUACCCAUCAAUACAGAUGCAUAUAGUUAGGUUUAGGAUUCUCCGAUCAUUAUCACCACUAGAAUCUCAGCAGCGGCGUCAAGGUUUUCGAAACAAGCGGCUCCAUGGCAAUUGCGGAUUGGUUGGCUUCUGGAACAAGCAUGCUUAGGAGGUUGAGUGAUUCGACCAUAGAAGGCAUUCGUGCUCAGCGAGUUCUAUUCUGGCACGGGAAUCGGGGGGCGAGGGGCCUAAUUACCUUAGGUAAGAGCGCCAUUGUCGGGCAGAAAUAACCAAAGUAUCGUUGGCGGUUUUGAGUGACAAUUCCCCAACGAUUGAUAAUCUUGGUGGCCAGUAUGAGGAAACGAUAUCGGGGUCGUGGGGCUCCACUGCGGAGUAACGGGUUUACCCUGACAUGUUGGGCGCGGUGAUUGAAUAACUUGUUGACAGAGGGGAGGUCCUAGAGUAUAUACGAGAUGGCUCUCGAAGGGCAAAAAAAGGAGUUUAGCAGUUGGGCUUUACGACUUCCCUGUCUGGGGGCAAUGCUAAAGAUUAUUUAUCGUUAUGAUAGAUUCUCCCCUAAAUAAAGACCCCGGAUGGACCCGUGCCGGAAAUUGGCCGAGGCAUCUUUGCUGCCUGUGAGAUGUCACUCGCGGGGCCCCGGACGCGCGGAUAUAGUCCGCCAGAAGACCCAAGUUUACAUCCAAGACAAAAUCGAAUAGCGAUUCGCCGUGGUGGUCACUCACCAUACCUACCCAUCUCAGGACCGACGACCACUCGAGAUAUAUAGAUGAGGUUCGCCAGAACCCGACACCGAAUGUGAUGAGUGAUGGUUUACGGGCUGAGGUUAUGAAUAUAGUGCUGGAAGUGGUAUCUGGAAUGUGAGUAGGGACACCAACAGCUUUCCCCAUCCAAGUGUGGGCUGCUCUGCGGCAUUGUCAAUAAUGAUCUCUAGAUUCCUCCCGGCCCCUCACGCAAUAUUGAGGGGAGCCCUGGGUCAAGUGAUGGUCCAUCGCGGGUGAUUCUGCACGAGACGAAAACAGGGAAAAGGGAAUAUGUACACGGCAACUAUACCACGGAUCAAGGCAUCAAAGAGGAGCAAAUCCCGACUGGCGAUGGAUGUCCCGGUGCGGGUGCCACAUUACAAUUGGUCGCUAUAGCUAUGACACGCCACCCCCGUACGCGUUAGAGAGAGGUCUAGGGCCCGAACACUGAGAACGCCCUAGCGGCAGGGACAGUGCUAGCGUUCCAGUUGGUCCCCCUCUCUCGGCCUUGCCGCGUCCUCUUCCACCAUCCCCCUAUCCACUUGACUCUUCACAAAUACCACUCUCACCAGCCUACACCAUUCCGAGCACCCCCCUAUGAUUUCAGCGAUUUGCUUGACGUAUCUCGGUUUCGAUCUCUCGCCUACUCCCAAUUCCGUCCCCCGUCUGCAACCCGCUUUUUCGUGUACCGGUAUGCUUCCUGUUCUUUGGGGUUACAUACCAGACGAGAAAUCACUAAGGUGCGGUACCACGGGCACCCUGACUACCUAGUGGGCUCGAGAGCCAGAUUAGGAUAUCCAUCACAUUCUCACAAAUCUACAGGUCUCCACGGUGCAGGAGACUUCGGGUUACAGGUGACAGCAGUUGCUUUGUUGGUGAGCGAGAAAUGGGACAUCAAUGCAAUUUUCUGGAAAGAUAAUACGCAGAUUCUGCGGGCAGCUAGAGGAGUGCAUGACAAGGUGCUGAAUGCUUUGUUUGGAUGCAGGGUUAUUGGACCAGACACUGUUGACUAGAAUGGCCGAGCUCCACUCAUGUGGGCCCCAGAGGUGGUAGAGGGAGUUGUGAGGAUACUAUUAGAACGGGGCAAUGCUUACCGGCACAGUGGACACCGAAUAUCGCCAUACAGCGCUCUUGUGGGCCGUCGAGAGGGGGAGGCGGUACGAAGCUAUGGGAUGCCGCCUGAACGACACGAGCCAAACCCAAUACGGCAGACAGAUAUUACCGAAUACCGCGCUCGUGGGCGAGAAGGAACAGACAUGAAGGAGUCGUGAUGAUACAACUAGAAGGGCCAUGUCAUCAUGGGCAUGACAGGUAUAGGGGGUGGAAUAUCAUUUUCCAGGUCUUUGGAUCACCCCCUAGAGGAGUUGUGAUGUUGGUACUAAACCGGAAGAUCAUUGUUCCCAAGUCGAUAGAUGUUGAGGCAUCGCCAACAGAGCUUCCCGAGCUGCCCAAACCUCCCUCUAGGGGAUGUUUGCAUGUUUUAAUUUACACAACCAAAACCCAUUACACCUCG
Tuber aestivum (summer truffle) is the source of this 3549-nucleotide messenger RNA. The record is from the annotation of a GenBank genome assembly. Lineage: Eukaryota; Fungi; Ascomycota; Pezizomycetes; Pezizales; Tuberaceae.